AUAUGCUUAAAAUUUUCCGUAAAAAAUAUGCUCCACAAUUAAUAGCGGACUGAAAGGACGAGUGAACGAAAGCCCUUCCAAAUUCCAAUCCAUGGCUUCCUCUCUCUCACUGUUGACUUCUUUACCUAAGCCGUCAUUUCCGCCUUCUAUCUCAUCCAAUCAUCAUCGACGGCGGAUCUCCUUCGUCCGUUCUUCACUCUCUACCCAGCCCUUGGUGGCCGGCCCCGAUGACCUCGUCUCCACCAUUCUAUCCAAGGUUAAGGGGACAGAUCGAGGAGUUCUGCUUUCAAAAGAUGGCCAUAGAGAGGUAUCGGAUGUUGCACAAAAGCUGCAAAAGUACUGCGUUAGUGAGCCUGUUAAAUGCCCUUUGAUAUUUGGAGAGUGGGAUGUGCUAUAUUGCUCGGUUCCAACUUCUCCUGGAGGAGGUUAUCGGAGUUCUUUUGGCCGUCUUUUUCUCAAUGCAAAAGAGAUGGUGCAGGUCGUUGAAGCUCCGGAUAUUGUUCUGAACAAAGUUUCUUUCUCUGUUCUUGGGUUCCUCGAUGGAGAAGUUUCCUUGAAAGGCUGCUGGCCGGGUUCAUCCCCCUCUGUUUUGCCCCUUCGGUUCCUCUGCCUGCCCGGUUCCUUCCCCCUGGCGUUGGCUGUUCGUUGGAUGUGUCCCGCUGGCCUUUCGGGUGCUGCUCCAUUCGGUUGCCUGUUGGCCUUCUGCCACCCCUUUGCUGAUUGGAUAGUGUGGGCGGCUGCUUGGGUUGUUUGGCUCCCUCUCCUUUCCUAUAUAUAGUGGCUGUUUUGUGGCUUUUGGAGGCAGUUUUUGGUGAGUGAAGAUAUCUAAAAAUUUGAGGAUUUCUUCUUGGAUAGCUUGUGAACUAUUUCCACCUCUCUUCUCAUCUCUUUGAUUUCGUCUCGGGCUUCUUACCUACUUCUUCUCUCCACAAGUUUCCACCCCACUUGUAUCUUUUUUCUCAAACUUUUGAAGGUGUUGGUUGGCCAGUUUGGUAGCAUUUGCCGGAGGAGUUUGUGGUGGACGUUGGUCCAAAUUGCUGUGGUGGACCUCUGGUUUGCAUGUCUUUGAGCACUUAUUUUUUUCCUACUAUUUUGAUACAAGUGAGGUGACUGCUAAUUGGUUGUUCUGAGGGUAGUUUUUUUUUUUUUUGUCUAACUUUUGUUUUGGAGGUGUGUUUGGUGUUGGCCUAUUAAAAUUUGAGUUGAGAAAAAUUCUUCUUUCCUAAGUGUUCUCCUUUUGAUCUUUUUUAAUCUAGUUGUCUACAUCACCUAGCAUGUGUCAUCCAUUCAUUUGAUAAGUGUCCAACUUUUAGGUAUUAGAUUUGACUUAUAUUAAGAAAGGUAGAGGUAGACCUAAAAAGACUUGGUUAGAAAAUAUUAGAAAUGAUAUUUCUUUAUUAGAUUUAAAUGAGAAUUUGACCUUUAACAACACACAAUGGAGAAAAAUGAUUCAUGUAGCCGACCCUGCGUAGUGGGAUAAAGGCUUUAUGUUGAUGUUGAUGCAUGAAGGUAUAUAUUACAAAUUAUGAUUGUAGUGAUAUAAGUUAGGAAUAUGAAAAUUUUAAAACAUAAUAAUCUAAAUGUGUGUGUGUGUGUGAGAGAGAGAGAGAGAGAGAGAGAGAGAGAGAGAGAGAGAGAGAGAGUAAGGGAUAAUCUAAAAUAAAAUUUGUGUGAAAUAAUUUGUAUCCAACAAGUAAUCUUCUUCACAUGUUCCAGUAUUGUCUAGUAGGCGUUAAAAAAGCUCAAAAAAAAAAAAAAAAAAAAAAAAAAAAAAAAAAAAAAA
Molecule: messenger RNA, 1783 nt
Organism: Dendrobium catenatum
Lineage: Eukaryota; Viridiplantae; Streptophyta; Magnoliopsida; Asparagales; Orchidaceae
Product: probable plastid-lipid-associated protein 8, chloroplastic
Exons: 4
Coding region: 92-778 (228 amino acids)
Source: RefSeq, a predicted model, not a curated record